AUGGCUAAUGACGUCCGCAAUCACACGGAUAAUUCUGCACUCUUCCUCCGCUACACAAUUCACCCACUCACUCCUGACUCCCAUCCUCAUAUCCCAAACAGAGAAGCCCCCACGCUGAGCAUAUCUCAAGUGAAGGCGGAGAUUUUUUAUGCUCACAGUGUGUCAAACUUUUCUCUGCCAGAAUUGCUUGUGGAGAAACUAAUUUAUCUCUCCAACCCGGACAACAUCCACGAGGCUGUUCUCCAGGCCAUUGAUGCGGGAAGUACCAACAUAGCGGAAGUCUCUCUCAGACAUCCGCGCUAUCUGGAGACCUCAAAACGCAUGCGCAGAAUGGGAGACACAGACGGGUUUUUCAAGCCGGAACGAGGGUCUCAGUUUCCCAGCUACGUCACGCCGCUCAAUCUGGCAGCACAGAAGAACCAGUUUGUCAUUGUCCAGCUUUUACUGCAGAGAGGUGAAAUCAUCUGCAAGCCUCACAAGUUUAGCUGCGGCUGUCAAGAAUGUACCAAUAAAAGAAAAUAUGAUCAACUCCGCUCGGCGAAAUGGCGACUGAAUGCGUACCGAGGUCUGGCCAGUGAGGCGUAUAUUUCCCUCUGCAGUAACGAUCCUUUCCUCACAGGGUUCGAACUCUGCGCUGAAAUACAAAAGCUGGCAGACACCGAAUUGAUAUUCAGAAGGGAGUACACAGACCUGGACACUCAGCUCAAAAGUUAUCUGGUCAAGCUCCUGGACCGGGUGUGGACACAGAGGGAGCUGACCGCUGUGCUGGACAAGACGGGUCAUCCCACAGAGGACAAGUUUGAGAGCCUGGCCCGCUUCAGGUUAGCCGUGGAACAUAAACAGAAGUCGUUCGUGUCCCACCCCAACUGCCAACAGAGAAUCGCCCGCUACUGGUACGAGGGUCUCGGAGGUAUGGACACUGCUACUUGGUAUAAGCGGCUCGCCUUCCUCUUCUCCGGGAUAUUCCUCUACCCCAUCAUGGUCCCCGUCUUCCUCGUCAUGCCAGACUCAAAGCACCCCUCACGUAUGUUUCUCAGCACACCGGUAUCCUUUCUCUUCUCGUCACCCCAACAGGUUGGCAAAAUCCUCCGACUCCCGGCUGUGAAGUUCAUAAGCCACAUCAUCUCCUACAUCGUUUUCCUCAUCCUCAUCAUCAUCUCUAGCAUCGAGAGUGUUGGCCUUAUCUCCAAGACCAAUACGCUGGGUUCCAACUUCCCCAAGGCUUACCAGCACUACACUCGCUUCCGUAAUGUUACCGGAAAUGACGUCUACGGCUAUGACUUCCCACUACGUCGCCAUGAGCCGCUAGUCACAGACUACAUGAUCUCUCUUUGGAUCAUGGCAAUGAUAAUCCUUGAAUGCCAAGAGAUGUGGGACGUCGGCUAUAAGAUUCACUUUGACAACGUGUACAACAUGGCUGACUUCGUGUUGCUCUCCGUCUACACGGCCACCUUCACACUCAGAUAUUACGUUGUCUACAAGUGGAAUCAGGGCCUGGACGGUCUAGAGGCGGGCAAGGCCUUGGAGAAGCACCCGCGAAUCACGGAGGAAUACGCCUACUGGCUCAAUGCAGACCGCCGGUUCUGGUCCAGCACAGACCCCGAGAACAUGGCGGAGGGUUUGUUCGCAGUGGCCAACAUCGUAAGCCUGCUGAGAAUCUCCUACCUUCUGCCAGCCAACCAGACACUGGGGCCCUUACAGAUCUCUCUGGGUCGUAUGGUCAAUGACAUUCUGAAGUUCGUGGCUAUAGUGAUCAUUGUGUUCUCAGCCUUCAUGGUGGCACUCAGGAACUUGUUCGCCUACUACAGUAACAGAGACAACAUUGAGAUGAACAGCUCAAGAAUAGCCACGCCUUUGGCCGUAGAAUUCUACGCCUUCAUGGUGGCACUCAGGAACUUGUUCGCCUACUACAGUAACAGAGACAACAUUGAGAUGAACAGCUCAAGAAUAGCCACGCCUUUGGCCGUAGAAUUCUACGGCGAUGAACGGUCAAUGUUCCAGACCGUGUUCUGGUCAAUCUACGGUCGUGGAAAGCGAGAAGCCGUGACCCUAGGCGCCUACAACAACCAGCUGACGGAGGUGAUAGGCGAGCUUAUCGACGCCAUGUACCACAUCACCAUCGUCAUCGUCCUCCUCAACAUUCUCAUCGCCAUGAUGUCGCGCUCCUUCGAGAAGAUUGCUGAAGAGGCAGACGUCGAAUGGAAAUUCGCCCGCAGCGCCCUCUACAUGGACUACAUCUCAAAGGGGCGUGUCCUUCCGGUUCCCAUGAACAUGUUGGAGAUCCCCCACGAGCUGAUCAAGGUGGUGUUCCGGUGGCUGCUGCAGUUCAAACACAAGACUGAGGAUUUCCCACCAGACGACUUCGACAGGGGGAGACGACCCGCUGCCAACCUGCCCGGCUCAAGACGUGGUGGCAAAGUAUGAUAAUGUGUGUGUGUGUGUGUG
Aplysia californica (California sea hare) is the source of this 2445-nucleotide messenger RNA. RefSeq names its product short transient receptor potential channel 6-like. The record is from RefSeq and is a predicted model, not a curated record. Gene Ontology annotation, cellular component: membrane; cation channel complex. Gene Ontology annotation, molecular function: inositol 1,4,5 trisphosphate binding; store-operated calcium channel activity. The transcript is spliced from 15 exons. The coding region runs from base 1 to 2424 and encodes 807 amino acids. Gene Ontology annotation, biological process: manganese ion transport; calcium ion transmembrane transport; regulation of cytosolic calcium ion concentration. Lineage: Eukaryota; Metazoa; Mollusca; Gastropoda; Aplysiida; Aplysiidae.